AUGCAUGAACAUCCGUUAUCUGUUCUAUCAAUACUUGGUGGGUUUCGGUCACCUCUCAAGAUGGCUACCAUGAGAGUUGAUGUCAAACUGAAUUCUACUAGCUUGUCGCCCAAUCCCAUGCCGCCACCCUUUUUCUUUUUGGAGCUUCGCCUCCAUCGCUAUUGCAGAAAAUUACUCAGAAACCUUCAAGGAGAGUUGAUGGAGAUUGGAACCCGUCAAGUUGCUCCAACCUCCUCUUUCCUCUUCGAAAUUCAUUCCCAUGACCUAGUUUCUGAGCAACCAUGCAAAAGCCGUCUUAAUUAUCUUUUCUCUUCCAUUAACCUUGAUGAGCCUGUCCGCGAUUUCUUAGCUGAUCACAUUGCUUGCGUCCUCGUUUUCAUGGCCAAUGAGCAACCUUUUGUGGGGCAUUAUGUGGUGGCAGACACAGACAUUACCCUUGAGUGCUUGAUUGCCGGAGAUCCCAUUGAUCGGACAAUGGUAGUAGACGAAGAGCCCCGAGAAGUGGUUCCCGGAGGUGCAUCGACUUCUGCACUAAACAAGUUGAAGAAGCAGAGGUUUUUCGCCAAGAAGAGCGGUGAUGGCGAUGAAUUAUCCGACGACUGUGUGAUUUGCUUGGAGGGAUUAUCCGGCAGCCGGGAGGCACUCACAAAUAUGACAUGCAAUCAUAUAUUUCAUGAAAGGUGCAUCUUUGGCUGGUUGAAGGUUCAGAAUUCAUGCCCGACAUGUCGACGGGAGCUUGAGGAUUAA
Molecule: messenger RNA, 747 nt
Organism: Manihot esculenta (cassava)
Lineage: Eukaryota; Viridiplantae; Streptophyta; Magnoliopsida; Malpighiales; Euphorbiaceae
Product: RING-H2 finger protein ATL77
Exons: 1
Coding region: 1-747 (248 amino acids)
Source: RefSeq, a predicted model, not a curated record